This is a messenger RNA of Sebastes umbrosus (honeycomb rockfish), 1022 nucleotides long. RefSeq names its product lactoylglutathione lyase-like. Lineage: Eukaryota; Metazoa; Chordata; Actinopteri; Perciformes; Sebastidae. The coding region runs from base 89 to 631 and encodes 180 amino acids. Gene Ontology annotation, molecular function: metal ion binding; lactoylglutathione lyase activity. The record is from RefSeq and is a predicted model, not a curated record. The transcript is spliced from 6 exons.
AGUUCCCCCCGGCGGCGUUGCAUUCCACUCUGGUGGUUCCACUCCCACUGUCAGUCCGGUCCAGAUUCGUACAGUUUGUUAGCAAAACAUGAGCGACAAAGGUUUGUCAGACGAGGCAGCGGCGUCAGCCUGCAAAGAUGGAGACCCAGUUACUAAGGAUUUUAUGAUGCAGCAGACUAUGCUGCGGGUUAAAGAUCCAGUUAAAUCCUUGGAUUUUUACACCAGAAUCCUCGGCAUGACACUCCUGCAGAAGUUUGACUUCCCCUCCAUGCGUUUCUCUCUCUUCUUCUUGGGCUACGAGGACAAGAAGGAGAUUCCUACAGAAGUGAAGGAGAAGACGGCCUGGACCUUUUCCAGAAGAGCCACCAUUGAGCUGACACAUAACUGGGGCUCUGAGGCUGACGAGAGCCAGUCUUAUCACAACGGAAACUCAGAUCCACGUGGCUUUGGACACAUUGGAAUUGCCGUUCCUGACGUCUAUCAAGCCUGCAAACUGUUUGAAGAACAAGGAGUCACAUUUGUCAAGAAGCCAGACGAUGGUAAAAUGAAAGGCUUGGCCUUCAUUCAGGACCCUGAUGGUUACUGGAUUGAGAUCCUGAGUCCUAACAACAUGGUGUCCAUUACCUCCUAAAAACUAUGACAACACGCUACCUGCUGCAGUUCAUACAGGCAAGACCUGUGGCUUCACAUGUGAGAGGAGGACGUCUGGGUUUAGAGAAGAAUUUAGCAGCUGAGCUGAGGGAAAACGGAGCGGGAUCACUUGCACCACAGGAAUCAGUCUGCCCUCCCUGGCAUGUGCUGGACUUCUAUUGGACAGUUGAUGAGCAAAUAGAUUAGAUACCUGAGUUAUUGCUAUGAAUAGCAACGACUUUGUGUAGCUGUUGCGUUUGUCUACAAUCAUCAGUUUGUAUGCGUCUUCAAAAAGGGAUGCUGAAACAAAGCGGUAUUACUGUGUAAUAAAUGUGAAAGCCAUCGUUUGAACAAAAUGGAUUUGUGUUUUCUUGUAGUUUUGAGAGACGAAG